Porites lobata is the source of this 5733-nucleotide messenger RNA. The record is from the annotation of a GenBank genome assembly. NCBI's taxonomy places the organism in Eukaryota, Metazoa, Cnidaria, Anthozoa, Scleractinia, Poritidae.
AUGGAAAGACCAGGGUUCAACCUUGAAAGAGGUCUCAAAGACGACUUGAGUAAGAGUCAACUUUACUUCUGCACGUGCAUGCUUUGUAAAACGUAAUGCACGUUGAAGUACAAUGUCACAGCUAAGAGCUUCUUCGAGGGGGCUCUGGCAAUUAUUUCUAAUUAUUUUUUAGGAUGCCACCUAAAGAAAUGUGCAGAUACCCAGCGAAAAGGCCUUUUUCUACGACACCCACACAUCUAAAACGGUUAUCCCUUUCAGUUUUUUAAUGGAAAGAAGUUUUUACUUAAGUUCACACAAAAUUAUUGUUUGCAAAGUAUAUUUUCUUUGAAAUUAGCAGUGAUGUUACCAGCGUUGCAAUUCCACUGAGAUUUUUUUUUAUAAAUCUCUUCCACACCUUUCCUGGGGACUUUCAAAUUACGCAGAACCAAUGUUUUGAAGCCAGAGUCGUGCAAAAUAGGGAUCGAAUAACAGCGAAACCUUUCAAAUUGCACGACUCUACUUCUUAGGCCUAUGGUUUUUUAUUGUUUCUGCGGUACAUAGUGAUAAAUGUUUGUUUUAUAGCAGGCUAGAACUGGGCUUAGCCUCUGUAACCUGUCAACAGGAACUCCAUUCAAAUAACUUGAAACAGAAAAUGUAAAUAUAACAUAAAAGGAUUUGAAAGUCCAUCUUGCAAGAGGCAGCCAUGUGGCUAUUUUAGACAUGACCAAGGAUUUGAACGUGAGACGACCGAAAAACAAAUCGAGAUACUUGUCAAAGCGGAACUCGAACCUAAGACCGUUCGAUUGCGAGUCCAAUCGCGAGAGCCUCAUUGGAACCCAUACGCGAAUUUAGGUUAAAAAAGGUAAAAGUGAAAGUAUAUUUUUUAGCUUUUCUGCUAGUUUACAAGCUUUCCACUCGAAUAAUUAGAAACAUCUAAUACAAAUAGAACAUGUGUAAUUACACAAUUACAAUCGCCGGCCGGAAGGAGACUACCAGUACGCCAUUUACGAGCGAGGCCGAGGGUCUGGACUCGGGAUGACCAAGGAAGAUAUCCAGCAAGUGGACUUGUGACCGCCGGACCCAUCGGUCCCGUUGCCUCCACUAACAUAAAAAUAUGUCAAAAAAAAGGAGUAGCGGCGGUAAGGCGAUACUAACUGUAAUUUUGUUGCGUUUUAUUAUUAUUAUUAUUAUUAUUAUUAUUAUUAUUAUUAUUAUUAUUAUUAUUAUUAUUAUUAUUAUUAUUAUUAUUAUUAUUAUUGUCUCUAUUAUCACAGUCUUUGCUGGUGUUCUUUUUGUGCAUCAGCCGGGCGCAAACCAUGCACCUAGAGCGUCAGUCACUCAAGUCAAUCAUUCUGUUCAUACACUGAGCACCUUUCUGAGGAUUCGUGCAGAUCCCAGCAUGCAGAUCUUUUGAAUCUCUGUCAUAUUAGCUCUUUCUGAUACUUUCUUGAUGUUUUCUACCGUACCCUUCUUCACUGUACCAAGCGCACCAACAACCACAGGGAUCACUACUGUUUUCAUAUGCCACAUUCUCUGUAUUUCUAGUUCUAGGUCUUUGUACUUGCAUUUUUUUUCAGUUUCCUUCAGUGCGAUGUUUCUAUCUGAUGGAACAGUCAUAUCAAUAAGUUUGCAGGUGGAAUUCACUGAAUCUUUAACGAUGAUAUCUGGUCUGUUCGCUGUUAUAGUUCUAUCAGUAUUGACUGGCAUGUCCCACAUGAUGGUGAUGUUGUUAUCUUUAUAGUGUAUCACGGUCUCUGGUUCGUGUUCGUACCAUUUGUCUGUAAUCUCUAUAUCAUGAUCUUUACAUAUGCUCCAAUGGAGAUAUGCUGCAGCGUUAUUGUGCCUGGAGAUGUACUCUGUUUUGGCUAAUACCUCACAUCCAGAUACAAUAUGGUCCACUGUCUCUUCAUGCUGCGAACACAAUCUGCAUUUGCUCUCCACUUGCUGGCCACAUAUUACUUUCUGGUAAUUUCUGGUGUUUAUUGCCUGGUCUUGAGCUGCAACAAGUAGUCCCUCUGUUUCUCCUUUCAAAUUACUUGACAACCAUUUGUUGGUGAUGACUGUGUCUACAUGAGGCUUCUCUAGGAUCUUUGGAUACUGGCCAUGCUUAUUAUUAUUAUUAUUAUUAUUAUUAUUAUUGUUAUUUAUUUAUUUAUUUGUUUUUUGAAGGCGCUUUUCGCAGUGAGGGAGUGGAUAAGGAUUUUUAUCGCCAAAUCAGUCUGAUUGAGGGCGACCAGCCUCAAGAAUCCAACGUAGGAAAAGUAAGUGACAUGUACACUACCAACCCUUUGCCUGAGUACAGCUACAAGGAAUCAGACUACAGCGAAGGGUCAGACGCCCACUCCAACAAUGGUGGUUAUGACAAAAACAAUCCAUUGGAAAUGUUAAAAAGCCCUUUCGAAAUGCCAAAGAAUGAGGAUGAUUUGGAUCCUCAAGACAAAGAAAUCUUUCAAGGUUAUCACAAUGAUCAGGACAAACAAGGUUCACCGUCUGAUCAUUCAGAUCUCUACGCGAUGAUUGGUAGAAAGGUCGUUCAGGAUAUGUUGAAACAGCGAAACGAAUCUCAACAACAAACGAAAGGAGAUGGUCAGCAGAGCAUGCUUAAGAAGCUUCUGGGAGGGAAUCUCAAUCAACAAGAUGUGGGCGUUGACAGGUUGCUGGUGAGUAAAGUUACCUCAACGACGUCUCCUAAACAAAUCACAAAUCUUCCUACAGUUCCUUCGCAGGGGAAUGUAUUUACGUCUGGAAGGAUCCCACUUAAGGAAGCGUUCACUCAUGACUCUCAGGAAACAACUCAGACACUCCUUUUACCAAAGGGAAUCAAACUUAGUAUAGAAGGACAUGUCUUUCAAGCGGAUCCAUUGGCAGCAUCAAGCAUGAUUAAAGAACAGACACCAACUGUUCGAGAGCCAUCACUUAACGUUGCUGCUGAUUUAGAGAAAAAGCUUCAAAACUCUGAAAUGCCCUCCGAUGAGACAACGCUGAACAAACAAAUUCCACCAAAGGAAGUGGACCUAAAAAAGGAAAACUAUGUUACAUUUAAAAUUUCUGGUGCUGGAGAACCAGUAAGUUUUAAGGCGGGAACGAGCAAUGAUGGCUCACUUCUACUCAAAGUUCCAGGCAACGUUAAAUUAGUGGACACAGACACGAUAAAAGAAAUAUCCAGCAAAGCAAUUCUAAACGAAAAUGAGAAAGACAGUACAAAACUUAAAAUGGCAAUAGACGGUGAGAAAAUGAACCAUUAUCUCUGGGAAUCUCAGACGAAUCCAACACAGGAAUUUCCUGUCAAGAAAGGAGACACUUUUGGAAGUUACGAUGAAAAACCAAUUAAAGAAAUGCUAAGUUGGCAGAUUCUGGGAAAAACUAAUGCAAAGCUAAAUCAAGAUGAGAUCGCACGCAGUGAAGCGAAAGAUAUUCUCCAAGAUGACGAUAAAGUCAUGUCUGCCGUGAGGCCAACAAGUGGUCGGUUCGUAUUUUUAUCACCAACCGCUCUUCACUCCCUUAGUCUGAUGUCCCCGACUAAGUACGACGAACUAAGCCGAGUCUCGUUUGCCGGGGUUGGGAAGUCCCCACCAUCUGAGUUAUUUCCUUCUAAGUUAAAUCUGAGGGAAAAUGUGGACAAUAACAAAGCGUUUUCCUUGAAGAAUUUCCUCAGGCCUUCCAAAUUCAUCGAGGACUCUCCAAUAAGCAGGGAAAGGCUCAGUGAAGCUCCGGCUCGUUAUAUGCCUACCAGUAACAUAAUACACCAAGGUACCUUUUUUCAAACAAUAGAUAAUUGGAUUUUUCCUAUCUUUUCUUCACUACAAGGGUAAAUAAAAAGUUUUUUAAAAUGAAACUGAUGUUAACAAGGUUUUUGCAACUGAGACUUAUUUUGAAAGCAAGGGGUUUUUGAACUCGGAAAUAGGCUGUUAUUUUAAGCCUCCUUAAGAAAUAUGUUGAGAUUAUGGGUGUAAUUGGUUUGAAGUGUAUUGGUUUUUUCAGCUUCGGCCUAAUAUCCCCGACGCCAUGGGUCUGUGUUCUAGUGCGUCCCAAUCUACCUUACCGGCCUAACAGCAAGCCAAUAGCACCCACAAAGUUUGCGUGAAGGUGGCGCAACAUGGACUGCUUUGCAGUCUGCCUGCCACGUUGUUUUACGGCGUUUUCAAGCGUUUUAUCUCUUUGCAUCGAAAUACUACUUCCUAUAGGGUGUCAAGAGUUUUUGUUCUGGAAUUUCAACACGCCGCCAGUUAAAGUCUAGUCUUUGACCACGUGAAUGAAAAAUGGAUAUAUUUGCGUACCUCUUCACUCCCAAAUGGUUUUUGUAAAAUGGGUGUCUUUCUUAUUUCCAUUAGCGUAUUAUAUGCGGGUUUUACUUCACUCAAAUGCUAAUUUUUAAUUUUUUAACUCAUUUUGACAAUUGUUUAGAACGAGAAAGGAACUCUUGGUCACCCUGCUCAGUGACUUGUGGUCAGGGUAUUCAGGCCAGAGCUAGGUUGUGCGAAGGAACACAGUGUAAGGGAUACAGAACAGAGAGCAAGGCUUGUUUCAUGGAAGCAUGUCCCGGUAAGAACAAGCUCAAAAACAAUGUAAAAACCCAGACUUAAAUAAAGGAGAACACUAGAUUAAGUACCUGUGUAAGGAAAGUUUUACGUGGUCCCUGAAAUAUGUUGGGAAAUGUUUUCGAAACUUAUUUCAGAUCUGACCAAACCGAUGGCAAAUUACCAAAUUGUUUGAAACUGGCCAUUUUCCAUAUAAAAUUGACGAAUUUACCAAAUUCAGCACGAAGCAGGUUUGUAAACCGAACAAAAACACAACUCUUAUCUUGACGUUAAUAUGAUUUAAAAUUUUCCUUUCACUGAUCGGCGAGCUGCAAUUUGCAACAAAAUUAUUGACACAAUGUUCUCAAAUGGGUUAACUUCGGAAAGCAAAACAAUCCAAACCCCUUCUCCCUCCAUUAAUUCAAAGUUGUGAAUUAAUUCAAAGGGGUGUUUUCAAUUGUUGAUUUCUAGAGGUGGUUCAAACUGCGCUACAACAUUGCAUGGAGGGGGUGGGGGAGGAAGAGCUUUAACUGGUUAAGAUCCAGCUCACAAACAAACCAAAGGAAUUUGUAACGAAAAUGAUGAGGUUAUUGUUAACUAUCCGAAAUGUUUGACCAAAUGCCAAAAGAGAAGAUGACUUUAUACAAUCGCUUUCAGAAGGACUAUAGUUUAUUAAAUCUAUGAACAGCGGAAAUCCUCAAAAUUUAGACGAUAAACACGGAAAAACACUUUUCUAUUGAUCUGAAUCUAAUCAACAUUUGUUUCUCAUUGUAUUCCUACCUUUAAAGAACAAUUAGGAAGAGCAGGUCUUCGUCUGCAUAACAAGUUCAGAGCGUGGCAUAAAAGUCCUCCACUCAAGUGGUCCAGUGAUUUGGCUGCUAAGGCACAAAAAAUCGCAAAAGAAAUGGCUGACAACUCUAUCCCAUUGAAAGAUUUGGGAACUAAACGACCUGGUAUGAACACCGCUGAGAUUUGGCACAAUUAUGACAUCGCUGCCGAGAAGGCAACCGCUGAAUGGUACAGCGAGGUCAAGAGCUACAACUUUGAAGACCCGGAAAUUAGUGAUUCAAAUAAAGACUUUACUCAACUUAUAUGGAAGGGAUCAAAAAAGAUCGGGAUUGGAACAGCCAACAGUGCUGAUGGGAAUCGCACAUUUGUAGUGGCUCUAUAUGACCCACCUGGAAACAUAAGGAAAGAAGCAAAAAGCAACGUACACAUACCUGAAUCCCAAAACUAG